AUGGCAACCUUGGAGCCUCCAGUCAGAAGUGGACUCGUCCAGAUAAUCAGGCACAAGGUUUGUAAGAUGAUGCAGGCUGCUGUAGUGUUUGAGUUACCCCGUGUGUGGCUGAUGUACGUGUUCCUGUGGAUGGUGGCCAUGACGGGAAGCUACAUGCUGGGAUGUAUAACCGUCCACCAGACAAAAACAGUCAGUGAUGUCUUUACACCAGAGAGAGAUAUCGUGCUCUUUUCAAAUUUCGACGAAGACACGAGUAAUUGUUAUCUUCACGGUGAACCUUUUCAAGACUGCCGUGGCACCACGCCAAUCAGACGCUACAACACAUGCGCAGUAGUGGGCGGAAGCGGUAUCAUCAAAGGGACCGGCUGUGGACCGGAAAUCGACCGCCAUGAUUUCGUCAUCCGAUUCAACAUGGCGCCCAUCACCGGAUACGCCAAUGACGUAGGGGUCAAAGUUAACAUGGUAGUAGUGGGCACCUUCAAGCUCCACAUGAUGAAGAACACACUAGAAGCCGAUCCCGACAGCCUCCACACUUUAGCAAAAUGGAAACCAGAGAAGUACAUGUCCAGCAGAGAAGAAAUCCUUUCCAGAUUAAAAAGCUACAACAAUUCGAUCUUCUUUUAUCCCAAGCCUAUCUUUGACCCCCGGUCAGGGCACGGGACUGGACCUGACAUGCAUUUGAAGACUUUGAAUGACAUGUGGAAAGACAUUGGCUUAAACAUUACCAUUACCUACAACCUCUUUAACCUGAAGGACAUAACAGUCCAGAUGCUUGAACAGCUGUACCCAAGGUUCAGAGCGCCCUCUGUCGGCAUCAUCACGUACCUGCAGGCUCUCACGUUCUGCGAUCACGUGAAUCUGUACGGCUUCUACCCUCUACCACGGGACCCUUUGAACAGAGUGGUUCCUUUUCAUUACCAUGACGAUCUUUUACCUGUGUAA
Messenger RNA from Branchiostoma belcheri (Belcher's lancelet), 942 nucleotides. Its product is annotated as CMP-N-acetylneuraminate-poly-alpha-2,8-sialyltransferase-like. The coding region runs from base 1 to 942 and encodes 313 amino acids. The transcript is spliced from 5 exons. Gene Ontology annotation, molecular function: alpha-N-acetylneuraminate alpha-2,8-sialyltransferase activity. Gene Ontology annotation, biological process: oligosaccharide metabolic process; N-glycan processing. Lineage: Eukaryota; Metazoa; Chordata; Leptocardii; Amphioxiformes; Branchiostomatidae. The record is from RefSeq and is a predicted model, not a curated record.